CCCCCAAGGCCCCUGCGGUCGUGGGUCAGGCAGAGCGCAUACCCUGAUGCUGCACUGUGGUAACCAGUGACAAGUCUCCUGGUCACUUCCUCCACGAGACACCCCCGAGCCCCGACUACUCCAGCCUGCUGCUCGGAACUCCCAUUCCUCUUUUUGACCCCGUUGCUUACUUUUCCCUUCACUUCCAUAGUAUAUAUGUAUGUUUAAUUACAUACUAUUCUGUCACUUAAAUGUUUGUGUCAUGUUCUCAGUGAAACUCUACUUUGCACCAUCCAUCCUGAUGUCUCAUCACUGGCUGCAUUGCAUGACUUCACUGGGGACUAGGAAUACCCUCACAGCAUCAUCACUAGGAGUGGAGAGUUUCCCAUUACCAUAUGGUCAUGUUGUCCCCCUUAGCUCAGGGCCACCAGAAAGGGCAGCUGGGGGCGGAGGCACAGGCCAAGGCUGCUAAGGGUGGCUGGGGCAGGCAGAGCUCUGAUUUGAGGCUUAACUCCCCUCUAGAUCGUGAGAGUGAGGGCUCUUCACAGAUAGAGGGCCAUUGUCUGUGAGCCCUGACAUGGAAAGGUGGAGAAUUUCCAUUGCAAUUCCCUCUCUGACCCUUAGGAUAUGCAGCCAAGUUACAUUUAAUUUUUUAAACAUUGAGGGACUUCCUGGUUUUCUUUGCAUUAUGACUACAGGCUCAAUUCCCCUGUGGUCUAAGAAUAGAAUCUAGUUAAUUUCAGGCUUUUAGAAAAUUUGUAGACUUGAUUUGUGACCCAACAUACCAUCUAUUUGGGUAAUACUCUAUGACCAUUAGAAAAGAAUGUAUUCUGCACUUAUUAUGGAAUGUUCCAUAUAUGUCAAUUAGGUGACUGGGGGAGAGGGGCCCUCGGGGGCCCUUGUGGGAGAAGGAAGUCGGGUAAGGGGACCCCAGGCAGUGGUGACCUCACUUCCCUGACAACAGAGCCCAACAGAAUUUGGAACCCGGGUAACCAGGCACCCACAUUCCAGAGCCAAACCCCUGCCCAGCUCAUUUCGUUGGAGAUCCUCGAACGAAGAACAUGUUUGCGUGCUGCUUCCCCAAGUCCGGAGGCUGCAGGCUGAGGAGAGCGCACCCUGCAAACACUUCCCCUAGCUGGGGAGGUUGUGUCAGGGCUCCCCGACGCCUCUGGCCAUUUGGCCGGAAGGACCGAAAGAAGACUGAGGAUGACACCGAGACAGAGCUGGUGGACACGCCUUCCUCUCCAGGAGCAGGGACAGGGGAUCACAUGGGAAGGCUUCUGACUCCACCCAGGCCACUGUCCCCAGUAACCAUUCACUCAGUGAGUGUGAUCCAGGAGCCAGAAACCACGGAGGCCGAACCCGAGGCUGCUCCACCAUCUGAGGAACUAGAGCCGGCUCCAAGGACUUCAGAGGCUCUAGAGGGAGGGGUGGUGCCUGCAGCGACUUCAGCAGGAGACCAGGAGCCAGCGGGUGACCUGGCACCUGCCCACGGAGAGCCUGAAGCUGUGCAGGAAGAGCCUGCUGGAGGACCUGCCCACGGAGAGCCUGCCUGUGCUCCUGUUCCUGCCCCUAUUUAUGACAAAGAUGCUACUGGGAACUGUGAGGUCCAAAAGUCAUCUCCAUGGCUUCAAUAG
Messenger RNA from Ailuropoda melanoleuca (giant panda), 1616 nucleotides. RefSeq names its product CMT1A duplicated region transcript 15 protein-like protein. The coding region runs from base 1041 to 1616 and encodes 191 amino acids. The record is from RefSeq and is a predicted model, not a curated record. The transcript is spliced from 4 exons. NCBI's taxonomy places the organism in Eukaryota, Metazoa, Chordata, Mammalia, Carnivora, Ursidae.